Messenger RNA from Arachis ipaensis, 2134 nucleotides. RefSeq names its product laccase-4. Lineage: Eukaryota; Viridiplantae; Streptophyta; Magnoliopsida; Fabales; Fabaceae. Gene Ontology annotation, molecular function: copper ion binding; hydroquinone:oxygen oxidoreductase activity. Gene Ontology annotation, cellular component: apoplast. Gene Ontology annotation, biological process: lignin catabolic process. The record is from RefSeq and is a predicted model, not a curated record.
UCUCCAUUUUUGCAUUGUGCAUUCUAAGAGCAUAACUACUAACUAGUCAUCAAAGGAGAACCUAGCUAGCCAUCUUGCAUAACCUUUUUUUUUUUUUUGCUUAAAUUAAUUUCGAAAGGGGUCUUCAUCAUCAUGGAGAUGAUCUGGGUUCGAACCAUGGCGCUGAUCACGGCGGCUUGCAUGCUUCUUCCUCUAUCGGCCGAAGCCAUGGUUCGCCACUACAAGUUCAAUGUGGUGAUGAAGAAUGCAACAAGAUUGUGUUCCACAAAGCCCAUAGUAACCAUAAAUGGGAAAUUCCCAGGCCCCACAAUCUAUGCUAGGGAAGAUGACACUGUUUUGGUUAAAGUUGUUAACCAUGUCAAAUACAAUGUUAGCAUCCACUGGCAUGGGGUGAGGCAGUUGAGGACUGGUUGGGCCGAUGGGCCGGCUUACAUAACCCAGUGUCCGAUUCAACCAGGCCAUGUUUAUGUUUACAAUUUUACCCUCACAGGGCAGAGAGGUACCCUUUGGUGGCAUGCACAUAUCUUAUGGCUUAGGGCCACUGUCCAUGGUGCCAUUGUUAUUCUGCCCAAGAUUGGAGUUCCUUACCCUUUUCCAAGACCUCAUAUGGAACAAGUUAUAGUAUUGAGUGAAUGGUGGAAAUCAGAUACUGAAGCUGUAAUUAACCAAGCUUUGAAAUCUGGAUUGGCUCCAAAUGUUUCAGAUGCCCACACAAUAAAUGGCCAUUCAGGACCUAUUCAGCAUUGUGCUUCACAAGGAGGAUUCAAGAUCCAAGUUGAAGCUGGAAGAACUUACUUACUAAGAAUCAUCAAUGCUGCACUGAAUGAAGAGCUGUUCUUCAAGGUUGCAGGGCACAAACUCACGGUGGUGGAGGUGGACGCCGUGUACACAAAACCAUUGAAGACAGACACCAUAGUGAUAGCACCUGGCCAAACCACAAACGUUCUGUUAAAGGCGAAUCGAGCGGCCGGCAAGUACAUGGUAGCAGCAUCACCAUUCAUGGACUCUCCAAUCGCAGUGGACAACGUAACCGCCACUGCGAUGUUACACUACAGCAGCUCAUUAGGUUCCACCAUAACCACCCUGGCUUCCCUUCCCGCCAAAAAUGCCACCCCAAUCGCCACGAAUUUCGUCGACUCGCUGAGAAGCUUGAACUCCAAGGAAUACCCUGCAAGAGUGCCAUUGGAGCUUGAUCACUCAUUGUUCUUCACCGUUAGCCUCGGCGUCAACCCGUGCGCCACUUGCGUCAACGGAAGCAGAGUAGUUGCUGCCAUAAACAAUGUAACCUUUCUUAUGCCAAGAAUUUCUCUUCUAAACGCACAUUUCUUUAGUAUAAGUGGCGUCUUCAGUGACGAUUUUCCGGCGAAGCCUCCGGUGGUGUAUGACUUCACGGGCAAGAAACAGCCGGCGAAUUUGAGGACUGAUAGAGGGACGAGGGUGUACAGACUUGCUUACAACGAAACGGUUCAGAUAGUGUUGCAAGAUACCGGAAUGAUAACGCCGGAGAACCAUCCUAUUCAUCUCCAUGGAUUCAAUUUCUUUGUUGUUGGUACUGGAAAGGGGAAUUUCAAUGCCAAAAGGGAUGCUAAAAAGUUUAACCUUGUUGAUCCUGUGGAGAGAAACACUGUUAGUGUUCCAUCUGGUGGCUGGGCCGCUAUAAGGUUCAGGGCUGAUAAUCCAGGUGUUUGGUUUAUGCACUGCCAUUUGGAAGUUCAUACAACAUGGGGAUUGAAAAUGGCCUUUGUGGUUGACAAUGGUAAAGGACCAAAUGAAUCUUUACUACCUCCUCCAAGUGACCUACCCAAGUGCUAAGAAGAGUAGCAGUGGUUAUAUAUAAUGGUAAAAAUUUAUAUACAGUUGUCUGCAUAUAAAAUUAAUAAUUAAAAAUUAUUAAAUAAUUUAACAUAUUUGAUUAAGUUGUCAUAUAAUAAUUUUUAAUUAUUAAUUUUAUAUAAAGACAACUAUAAAUAAAUUUUUACUGUAUAUAAAAGCUUUUGCCUGUGGAGGGAUAAGGGGAAAUGUACAAAGGGAAUCAUCAAGGAUAAUUCUCUUGCAUUGUUGAGUCAAAGGGAUAAAACAUAAGUUGCUAAUAGCAAGUUAGAAACAUAUAUAAGACCAAUUAACAUGCUUUUAA